AUGGCUGAUGGCGAAGGAAGGAACGCCGAGAACGUAUCAACGAGUACAACAAAGUCAACAAGGAGACAGACAGCUUUGCGACACAACGCACAGACCCACAGCGGUGGUUGGGCAGCGGCCGUCUGGAGCCUUGCUGUCACCACCACAGCGCUACUGCUGGUGUCGGUCGUGAUCACCGCCUUAGUUUCGACGACGUUGCUCGGCAGCAGUACUCAUUCGCAACCUGUCACUCAAGCAGGGGCGUCUGCGGCGCUUUCGACCCACCACAACAAGAGUGGCGUCUUGAAAGCGGUGCCCGAGCGAGGCGCCGCCGGAGCCUGCGACUCGUCGUCUUGCGCGGAGCAGGCGCGUCUGCUGCUCCGCCAGAUCAAUUCCAGCCGCGACCCCUGCGACGACUUCUACGCGUACGUGUGCGAGGACUGGGCGCUGACGCGGCCGCUGCCUCCGGGAGCUGAGCGGCUCUCCAUGGACACCAUUCUAGUAGACGGUUACGCCGAGCUGCUCGCUGCGGAACUGCGCGAGAACGCCACGAGAUACCCCGCUCUACGCUUCCUGCAGGACAACUGCCUGCACCCUCAGUCGACCCUCUUCCCGACGCUAUGCGCCAUGUUCUUGGACACAAUCCGGCUCAAGCCGUGGAUGGCCCGAGCGUCGACGUCGAGACACAGGAGGCCAACGGCGACUGAGGUGUCCCGCAAGCUAGCCGUCGCCUUUCGCGUGUUGGGGGUCGACGCGCUAUUCAGGCCCUUCGUUUUCAAGGGCGGUCUUAGCGCCAAACGCUUCGUCGGGCUUGCAGAACCGUCCACAGUGCUGAUGUCGGGCCCGCUGGAGAAGAAGGAGUACGAAAUGGUUCGUAGGGCCCUUGCUCCUCUCAUGGCCUUCUUCCAGAACGUUACAGACACGGAUCUGCUUCAGUUCGAGGAACGGCUCGCUCUGAUGCUGAGUCAACCUCAGAUAGACGCGGAAGCGCUCGCCAACGGCACCACGGUAAAAGUUCGGGACCUUCCUGUUUUGCCGAACCUCGAUUGGACGAGCUUUCUGCAGAGCGUAUUCGACAAAGGUCUGCGACCGAUCACGGACAAGACUUACGUCAAACUUAAAUCGCCGGACUACAUCGUGCGGCUGACGCGAAGUGACUUACUGCAGUUUACUAGCGAGCUGCUGGGAUACCUCGUGUUCCGCGUCAUGAUGGUGCUGACACCGCUGCUCGACGACCACGACGCGCGCGACCAGUUAGCCUCGGUGAGCUACGCGCGGCACCAGGAGUUUCCACAGGUGCUACCGCAGGCCCACUACUGCCUACUCCUAUUCGACCGAUUUGAGCCGAACCUACCUCUCCACUUGUCGCGCCAUUUUGCCGCGUCACUUAUUGGCGGCGAAAACGUCGUGGCUGACAUGGUAUCUACGCUUCGCGCGGUGCUGCUGGAAUCGGUGCAAACGCGCCUGGGUCUCAAGAGUAGCGAGUUGUGGGCGCAUCUACGGGACAAACUGAACGCCGUCUCGUGGGAGCCGCUUAGUCCGUCGGCUCUGGAGACGGCUGCCGUGAGGGCCGCGUACGUUGACGACGUCUAUCCGAGAAACUCGCAAAUGCCGGCGGCGCAGCUCUUCUACAACUGGAUCCGAAAGUCUCACGAGAAGAAGCUGAUGUCGCACAUGAACCACGCGCGCGGAAGGGGAAAGGGCGACGCAAGCUACCCGGGAUGGACGGGAGGCUUUCUGAGCGCCGAGAGUCGCCUGGUGCCGCCUUACGAUCGGCUCGAGAUUCCUCUGCCCGUGUUCGACUUGUUCCUCAACGCGGAUCCCGCACUUCGGCCCUUACAACUGGCCCGCGCUGCUCCCAAGUUGUACCGAUCGCUGCUGCGAGCCGUCUACCACUGGGCCUACAACUUCGAACACAGUGUCGCAGAGGACAAGGAGACCGGCGGCGGGAGCGUGACGCACCGCUUGGACGAACUGCGCCUUUGCCUAGAGCGGCAGUACUCGGCGGUUGCGUGGGCCGAUCGAAGGAUGCAGCUGGACGCGUCGCGCACUUCGUGGUCCGACCUCUGGGACUACUUGGCGCUCAGACCAGCGUUGGACGCGUUCGUGCUGUUUGCUCGGCGCGUGGCGCCCGACUACCGCUUGGCACUUCUCGAGCACUGGGACGUCGGCCAGCUCUUCUUUGUGUACUACGCAGCCAACCACUGCGAGAACAGCAAUGAACGCUUUCUGCGCAGGAUGGCUGCCCUAGGUCCGCACAGUACCGCCUGGUUCCGCGUCAACGGGCCUUUGAGGAACGCUCCCGAGUUUGCGCAGGCCUUCGGCUGCAAGCCCGGCACGUUCAUGAAUCCAGUUGACCAGUGUGUGUUGCGAGAGUGA
Rhipicephalus sanguineus (brown dog tick) is the source of this 2358-nucleotide messenger RNA. RefSeq names its product neprilysin-2. Gene Ontology annotation, biological process: protein processing. The transcript has a single exon. Gene Ontology annotation, cellular component: plasma membrane. NCBI's taxonomy places the organism in Eukaryota, Metazoa, Arthropoda, Arachnida, Ixodida, Ixodidae. Bases 1 to 2358 code for a protein of 785 amino acids. The record is from RefSeq and is a predicted model, not a curated record. Gene Ontology annotation, molecular function: metalloendopeptidase activity.